UGCGCGCACGGAGGGCGCGCGGCCCCGAGCCAGGGAGGGAGGGGCUGGUGACAGUGCGGAGCUCCUGCCAGCGUCCGCGCCUCGGGAGCGGCCGGACGGAAGAGAAGGUCCGCCAGACGCUGGUCGGCUGCCCGACCCUUCGGACUCGACCCCGAGCUGAACGGCCGGCCGCGGCUUCUGGUUGGUCGGGGGAGGCGCUGCGGCCACCUCAAGGAAGAUGUUUAACGUGGAGUCUGUGGAGCGGGUGGAGCUGUGCGAGAGCCUGCUCACUUGGAUCCAGACCUUUAAUGUGGAUACACCAUGCCAGACCGUGGAAGAUUUAACGAACGGGGUUGUGAUGUCCCAGGUUCUUCAAAAGAUAGAUCCUGCAUAUUUUGAUGAUAAUUGGCUAAACAGAAUCAAAACUGAAGUGGGAGACAACUGGAGAUUAAAGAUUAGUAACUUAAAGAAAAUUUUAAAAGGAAUCUUGGAUUACAAUCAUGAGAUUUUAGGACAGCAGAUUAAUGAUUUUACCCUUCCUGAUGUGAACCUUAUUGGGGAGCAUUCUGAUGCAGCAGAGCUCGGAAGGAUGCUCCAGCUCAUUCUAGGCUGUGCUGUGAACUGUGAACAGAAGCAAGAGUACAUUCAAGCCAUUAUGAUGAUGGAGGAGUCUGUUCAGCAUGUCGUCAUGACAGCCAUUCAAGAGCUAAUGAGUAAAGAGUCCCCUGUCUCUGCUGGGAAUGAUGCCUAUGUCGAUCUGGAUCGCCAGUUGAAGAAAACUACAGAGGAACUAAAUGAAGCUUUGUCAGCAAAGGAAGAAAUUGCUCAAAGAUGCCAUGAAUUGGAUAUGCAAGUUGCAGCACUGCAAGAGGAGAAGAGUAGUCUACUGGCGGAAAAUCAGAUACUGAUGGAGCGACUCAAUCAGUCUGACUCUAUAGAAGACCCCAACAGUCCAGCAGGAAGAAGACAUCUACAACUUCAGACUCAGUUAGAGCAGCUGCAAGAGGAGACAUUCAGACUAGAAGCAGCGAAAGAUGAUUAUCGAAUACGCUGUGAGGAGUUAGAAAAGGAGAUCUCGGAGCUUCGGCAGCAGAAUGAUGAACUAACCGCCUUGGCAGAUGAAGCUCAGUCUCUAAAGGAUGAAAUAGACGUUCUCAGACACUCUUCUGAUAAAGUCUCUAAACUAGAAGGUCAAGUCGAAUCUUAUAAAAAGAAGCUGGAAGACCUUGGGGAUUUGAGGCGGCAGGUUAAACUCUUAGAAGAAAAGAAUACUAUGUACAUGCAGAACACUGUCAGUCUGGAGGAAGAAUUAAGAAAGGCUAAUGCAGCCCGAGGUCAGCUUGAGACAUACAAGAGACAGGUUGUAGAGCUGCAAAAUAGAUUGUCUGAUGAAUCAAAGAAAGCAGAUAAAUUAGAUUUUGAAUAUAAGCGACUAAAAGAAAAAGUUGAUGGUCUUCAGAAAGAGAAAGAUAGGUUAAGAACAGAAAGGGAUUCUCUGAAGGAAACCAUUGAAGAGCUCCGCUGUGUACAGGCUCAGGAGGGGCAGCUCACCACUCAAGGGUUAAUGCCUCUGGGAAGCCAGGAGUCUUCAGACAGCCUCGCAGCAGAGAUUAUUACACCUGAAAUCAGGGAGAAACUUAUUCGUCUUCAGCAUGAGAAUAAGAUGUUAAAAAUCAGUCAAGAGGGCUCAGACAACGAGAAAAUUGCCUUGUUGCAGAGCCUUCUAGAUGAUGCCAACCUGCGCAAGAAUGAGCUGGAGACGGAGAACAGGCUGGUGAAUCAAAGACUUCUAGAAGUACAGUCACAAGUAGAAGAACUGCAGAAAUCUUUGCAGGAUCAAGGCUCAAAAGCAGAAGAUUCAGUUCUUCUAAAAAAGAAGCUUGAAGAACAUCUAGAGAAGCUGCAUGAAGCCAACAAUGAAUUACAGAAAAAGAGGGCCAUUAUUGAAGAUCUUGAGCCAAGAUUUAACAACAGCUCCUUAAGAAUUGAAGAAUUGCAAGAAGCAUUACGGAAGAAGGAAGAAGAAAUGAAGCAGAUGGAAGAACGCUAUAAGAAGUACUUAGAGAAAGCCAAAAGUGUUAUUCGUACAUUAGACCCUAAACAGAAUCAAGGAGCAGCACCAGAAAUACAAGCUCUUAAAAACCAACUGCAGGAACGGGAUCGACUGUUCCACUCAUUAGAGAAAGAAUAUGAGAAAACGAAGAGUCAAAGAGACAUGGAGGAGAAAUACAUUGUUAGUGCCUGGUACAAUAUGGGAAUGACUCUUCAUAAAAAGGCGGCUGAAGAUAGACUAGCUAGCACAGGCUCAGGGCAGUCCUUUCUAGCGAGGCAAAGACAAGCGACCAGCACAAGAAGGUCCUACCCAGGCCAUGUCCAGCCAGCCACGGCAAGGUAGAGAGGUCUCGCCAUUAGGAAUUUUUAAAAAAAAAAAACAUACUUCUGUUACAUACAACAACAUUUCAGGAAAUUCAGCCAGCUUAUUUUAUUUCUCUCUUGUGUUAAUAUUUAGUGUUUCUCACAUGAGGAUUUUUUUGUCUUGUAUCUUUUAGUUUCUUUGUCCUUUGCUUUAUAGUCUUUUCAGUUCCUUUUAAUGUGCCAAAAAUUUGUAAAUGUACAAUUAAAAGUGUUGUAUAAUAGUGUAAUACUUUUCUUUGUAUGAAAAUGUCUUCUUCCCCAUUUGUGUGGGCUUUGUAAAGAAUCAGAUUUUCUGCCAGUAAUUGAUACACAAUUUAUAUUCUUUAUCGUGCCUACUGUGUUACCAUACUUUAUAAGACUGUCUUUGUUUAAAGGGAAUUAAUCUUUUUAUGGUGUAGUAAUCUGUGUUUUCAAUUGUUUUUCAAAUGCACUUCAGAUAACUUAGAUAUUUACUGUACUAUAUAAAGUGGUAUCGAGUGCACUUUUGCAAAGAAGUACAUUGGCAGAGGCACUAGUCAGAUCACAUGGCACCUGGCAGGAUCCCUCAGAGGGAAGAAAGGAGUUUUCAUGUUAUUUUACUAGAAAUUAAACUUAUUCGAAGACUUCAUUUUCAAACCAUGAAUGUGUGAAUUGUCACUUAUCUCCUGCUGUCAUGCUUGCUGGCAGAAGUGAAGUUGAUGAAGAUGUUUGGGUAGACAUUACGGAGGAUAAAAUUUGGCAGGAUUUUUUUCUUCCUUUGGAAUAUCUUCAUAGUUAAGAAUCAGAUUCUAGCCACGCACUUUUAAUUGCUCUCUACAUGUAAAAGAUUUAUUUUUCAUAUAGGUAGCCUUAUCUUUGGGGCAGUUCUUUGACUUAUGCCUCAUAUGUUUUAUAUAUUCUGUUAUAUAUUCUGUGAGCCUUUCCUUUUCUCAAUUAAUCUUGAUAGUUAACAUCUUAAUACCAUUCAUUAAGAUCAGUACAUGCAUUUCUCUGUGUAAUAUUAUGACAGAUCUCUUUACAGUGUUUAACUCUACCUACGAGUCCAAGAAUUGGUAACUGGAGAGAUUUUCUUGGGUAUUUGGUUGUUCAAAUUGCUUACGUUGUAUGCCACAUUUAUUUACAUAGAUGAAUGCCUGUUAAGCAAUCACUGUGAAGCACUUUGUCUAUAUAAGGUAUUAUAUAAUUUUAAACUAUCAUUUAUUUGAAAAUAUACCUUUUGUCUUUUUCCAUAUUGAUUUAUGUAUUUGAUCUCAAAUUAUAUUUAAGUUUCCUCCAGCCUUUUUCUUGUUUCAAAUCAUCACAUUUAAAAAAAAGAAAAAGAAAUCUGAAAUGAGGUCAGAGGUUAUUUGUUGUCUUUAGGUAAGUCAUCUACGUGGAAGAUGUAUUUGAUGUACUUACUGUUUGGAAGUGCUGGUGCUGUUUAGUUUUGUAUAAAAGGCAGUAACUUUAAUUCAAGUUGAAUGAGAUUAAGAAUUUUCAGAAACUAUAUGCAAGUGCUUCAUUUUAGCUCCCUCCUCCUUUAUAAGAAACAUUUGUCCUGCAUGUUUUGUUUUGUUUUGUCAGACGGAGUCUUUAUGUAACCCAGGCUGCCUUGAACAUGUGAUCCUCUUGGAUUAUAGGCGUGAACCACCAUACUCAGCUCUUAGAAAGUUUUUUUUCCCUGAGAAACAAUUCUUGAAGAAAGGUAUUAGGACAUAAAGAAAUGACAGCAUGCGCUGUGCGGCAUUUCUUUAAAAAAUAUUCACUGCAAGUGUCUGAGCACAGUAGGAGGCAUCUGCCUAGGAAGACCAUAAAGCAGCGAGGAUUAGAAAUAGUGGAGAGCUCGCUCUGUGAGGACAAUGCACUAUGGGGUUUCGGGGCAAACAGACCCGAUCUUUUAGGUCUGCUUUUGUUUUUAGUUCAAGACAAUCUAGCCUUGUUACCCUCUAAUCCUUUGACUCAAAACCAUCCUCCUGCCUCUGCCUUCCAAGAGGCUGAAAUUAUGGUGUGUGCUGCCAUGCCUACAUGAUGUAUCAAGUUUGAAAAUAAAAGAUUAAAAAUUGGGCCCAGCAAAAUGGCUCAGCUGGAAAAGAGUACUUGCUGCCAAGGCUGACAACUUCUGCUCAUGGGAUUCCUGGGGCCCAGAUGGUGAGGGAACAAGCUCCUCCCCAGGAGGUCCUCUGACCUCCACACUCACACAGUUGUCGGCACACACGCAAAUAAGUAUGUUUUAAAAGAUUAAAAAUAGCUUAAAAUAGUUCCCACUCCACCUUUAGUUCACAGAAUAUCUAAGACUCGGGCAUUUUUUAAAACAAGUUAGUCUAUGAUCCCUACACUUAAUAAAAUACUGGUUGUUGAGACAUUAUACUUAUAGAAUAAAGUGACUGUGAAAACAAGAGACUCUGGAAGCUGCUCUUCAACCAUACUUUACCCAUGAGGUAAAAACAUCGCAACGUUUCGAUUUUCAUUUUCUAUUUACCUGCCCUCUCUAUGUGCACACCCACCUACCCAGAUACUUUCUCUAGAUGUUUUGGAAAUGCUGCAAGCUUUCGGAAGGAAGUUUAGCUUCUGGUUUUCUUCAGCAUUGCUGUGUGUUAAUUUCAGUGUUUAAAACCUUCACUGUUGUUUGCUGUAUCUUUAAUGUUUGGGGGAUUUCAUUCAGUAAGUGGAAGAAAUAUCUCAUGAUAUUUCAGAAUAAAAUAAAGCAUGCUUUCAUAAGAAACAGCAUCCAAGCAUAGACUUUAGGCAUCAUAAAGCCACAAAUAAACCUAAAUAUAGCAGUGGCAGCUUUUCCAUUGUGUGAUUUAGGUCAGGAGUUAGGGGGUCACAGUUUCUCCAAUAGUGAUCAAGAAUGUUUUGGGUACUCUGAUGAUGAUGUGUGGUCAGUGAUGCUGGACUGUGUCUUCACACGCUUCUUUCAUGCUACUUUCCCGAAGCCUCCUAAGCUUGUGUAGCUUGUCCUGGCAUUAGCAAGAGAAUGGGGACAGUGGAACAGUGUCAUUGUGUGAGGUUCUUAUAACAAGCUUAUUUUCUGUGCCAGCUCACCAGGGUUUACCAAAAAGAAAAGGCAAAGCAAAUACUAAAAAAAUGACCAUUUGUGUUCCAUAUUAUACAUUGAAGAUUAGAAUAGGGAAACAGUCCUGUAAAUGUAAUAGUUUCUUGCAUCUGAAAUGAAAAUAGCUAAUACACUUGCACAUAUUUGAAAAUAGUUUUUAAAAACUAGGGCUGGAGAGUUGACUCAGCAUUUAAUAACAUUUAUUGUUCUUCCAGAGAACACAGGUUCAGUUCCCACACAGAAGCAUAUGACCAACCAUCUGUAACUGCAUUCCAGGGACUCGUGUGCCAUCUUCUGACCUCCACAGGCACUGGGCACACGUGUGUGUACAAGCAUGCAUGCAGGCAAAACACUCAUGCACAUAAUACAAAUCUAUAAAAAGAAAAUUUAAACUGGGUCAUAGUUUUCUUUUGUCUGAUUACCUAAUGAUAUAAAAAUAAGUCCCUAAAUAAUUGAUUCAUAUUCAAACUUAAUCAGGAUUGAAUUAUUUGUUAUCUUGGUAAAAUUAGCUUAAUGUGAUAAUUAAAUUAUGUGGAUAAUAUCAUCCAAUUUUCUUGAAGUUUGGUUAAUGUAUUUAGAGCCCAGUUGCACAAUCAAGAUAAUUGGUUCUUUUGAUUUUUGAGACAGGGUUUUCUCUCUGUGUAGCCCAGGCUGUCCUGGAACUCACUCUGUAGACCAGAUUGGCCUUGAACUCUGAGAUCCACGUUCCUCUGCCUCCUAAUUGCUGGGAUUAAAGGCAUGCACCACCACUACCUGGCAAGUCAAGCUAAAUGUAAUUAGUCAGAACUACCAGUCUGAUUUCAUUAAUUGUUACAGACCCAUGCUGUACAACUAUAUGAAAGUUAGGGAUUAAGUCUAAGUUAGGUCUUGGUGAAAAGAAAGUGUACUCAAUGAGCAGUUUUACUCACCUUUUCAAUAGCAGAUCUUUCAGUCUUGUUAAGUAAAGGGGAAUGUUCUUGAGGACUAGGAUGCAGCUUAUUUGGUAUAGCACUUGCUUAAUAGACUUGAAGUGCUGGAUUCAAUCCCUAGCAUCAUAUAAGAAGGAUGUAUAUACCUGUAGAGAGUUUGAGGCCACUUGGGGCUACAUGAGAUUCUAUCUUUCUUCAAAAAAGAAAAAGAAAAAAAAAUGUAUAUAGUUCUUUUGUAGAAUCUCUUGCUCUCAUAAAAGCACUGAUCUGUUGUUCUAUCAAUAACCAUAUUUUAAGCUUUAAAAUAUUUCAGUUGAGUUAUCUUUAAUAAAAACAAAUUUUAAAGUGUCUUCUUUACUCCCCACCUUUCCCUUCAUUUGUUCAGGUCUCAUGGUACACAAAUGCUGUAAUUAUGGCCAGUUGGGAGAUGUGGUCCUGAACAUCCACAGUCCAUAUCUCGUAGAAACUUGGCUUCCAGCCACUUGAGUUAAGAACAUAAUUGAACCCCACAAUGAGAGAGACAUAUGUAGCAUCUUUUUUUGCUAAGGUGGAAUCACUUUAGUACCAAAUGCCUUUGGUUUUCUGUUCAUUAAGCCAUGGAAGAAUAAUUGGACCUUUUUUUUUUUAAGACUUAAUAUUUUUUAACUUGGGGGAAGAGGAUUUGGAGAUAUGUGCAGGUGCCCACGGAGGCCAGAAGAGAGCAUCCAAUCUCCCGGGGCUGGAGUUAUGGGUGGUUGUGAGCUCCCUGUGUGGAACUUGGGUCCUCUGCAAGAACAGCCAGCAUUCUUAGUCACUGAGCCAUCUCUCCAGCCCCAAAUAUUUGGACUUUUUAUCCUCAUAUUGUGAAGAGAUUUCUUUCUCCUUUAGAUUACCAUCAACCUGAUUCAGCUUUGUAUUUAACAGUGAAACAUAGGGUAAUCCCAGAACUUGGGAAUCCGAGGCUGAAAAAAAAAUGCAAGUUGGAAGCUAGCCUGGGAGACCUUGUUUCAAAAAACAAAAGAGUGUGCCAAACAAAAUAGAAUGGGAAGCCAGGCCUGUUACCUAGCGUACUCAAGACCAUACAUUCAGUCCCUAGUACUGAUGAAUGAACUAAAUAUAUAAAUGCAUAAAUAAAGUGGAAUAUCUAGAUCUAUAAAAAUUACUUUAUCAUGUUCUGUUUUUCUUUUCAUAACUUAAAGGGGUUUUCUAUCCAAUAAAAGUAACUUUGUUAACUAUAGUGCUGUCAGAAUUAAAAGUGAUCCAACCCUUUUUUUGUUUAUUUGGGGUUUUUCUUUUUUGUUUUGUUUUGUUUUGUUUUUUUGAGACAGGGUCUUUCUACAUAGCCCUGGCUGUCCUGGAACUCACUAUUGUAGACCAGGCUGGCCUUGGACUCACAGAGCGCCUCUGCCUCCUGAAUGCUAGGAUUAAAGGUGUGCACAGUGUGUGUGUGUGUAGCAAAUUUUAUUUUCUUUAUUUAGAAAGGGGUUUCAGAACUUAUUCUUUUAAACUGAUUUGAAUAUUCUAUGAUUUUUUUUCUUUUUUUGGGGGGAGAUAGGAGGAAGGCUACUCUCAAUGCAUCUCACAGUUUUUUACUUUUUGAAAUGAAUAUUUAAGUGAUGUAUGCUUUUUAUUGAAUAUUUGUCCAACUUUAGCACAAUAAUAUUCUAAGUUUUUUAAUACUGUACAGCUCUCAGAAGUCUACAAAACAUAAAAUAAUUUGCUAAUAGCUAACUCACUUGCUAAUAACACGAUAACUUCUUCCCUUUCUGUCACUUAGAAUUAUUAAUCUUAUGUUUAGUGUAAUGUUUAUAAGAUGAAAGACAACCCAAUGUAAUGGCAUUUCUUGCUUUUAAGUCAUUAAUUAUGUCAUGGAAAGUGUGUUCUGAUUAUUUUAAAACAGCUUUUCAAGUCAACUGUAGUGGCGCAUGCCCUUAAUCCCAGCACUCAGGAGGCAGAGGCAGGAGGCUGUCUGAGUUUGAGGCCAGCCUGGUCUACAGAAUGAGUUCCAGGACAGCCAGGGCUACACAGAGAAACCCUGUGUCAAAAAAAAAAAAAGAAGAAAAAAAGAAAAACCCAAUAAAAGAAAAAGACAGCUUUUCAUCAGUCUUAUUUAUGUUAUCAUUGUGAGUAGAAAACCAUAAAUUCUCUAGUUAAUGUUUUAAAAUAUGAAUAUAUGUGGACUCUUCCAAUUACAGUAAAGUAAUAGAACAAGGACAUUGGUUUGAGAAAUGAGAGGCCUGAACCUAAUUAUGGCUUGUAUAUGAAGUUUGGAAACUGGGGGGGGGGGGGGGUCCAUAAAUGCAUAUGAUUUAUAUAUGUGUAUAUAAAUCUUACAUAUGUAUAUAUUUCUGUGUGUAUAUGUAUAUAUAUACAUGCAUAUUUAAAACUAGACAUACCAAGAUUUCCUUUACAUGUCUCUUUAUAUUAUUUUUCUGUUUUCUUACAGUUUUACUAAUAUACUGUAAGGUUAAGUCUGAAUGUAGUAUGUAAGUGAAAAUAGAAAUUGAAGAAAGUAAUAGAUGGCUAUUAAGACAAACCCAUUAUAAAGAGUAGAGUGAAUAUUGGCAUAAGAAGGAGACUAAUUAACAAAUAUUUAGACAAAGAGACAUACUCAAACAGUAUCUUAUUAGAUACUUAUUAGAUAGUCCCUUAAGGUAUAGCCAACAAAAUUAGUCUAUCAUUAUUACACAUCUGUCUGAUAAAAGAGUAGACCAAACUAAUUUCUAAUUGUCUUUUGGUGAGUAUUAACUAAGCAUAUAGCUUGUAUGUUAGUGGGAGGGAAAACAUUUCUUUUUAUAACUAUUAAGAAGUUAUUACUAAGUCUGACACAGUGAAUUAGGAUGUUAAGAAAACUUUGAUGAGAAAAAAGAAUCUAUGAUGGCUAAAAUUAUCAUCAACUUCCCAACAGGUAUCUAUAUCAUACCUUAUAUAGUUUAAAAACCACUGUCUUAAUUUUAUGUCCCCCUUAAUUAUACAUUGUACCUCUCUACAAAAUGUCUGUAAAUGAAGAGAAAAGUAGGCUUUUAAAAACACAUUCAAAGUAAGCCGUUAUGUAUCUGAUGCAUUACCACAGGCCACAGGCAGGUGUUUCUGACUGAAGAUGAAAUUGUAGGUGCCUAUUAUCUCAAAACUUCCACCUAUAGGGCUCUUAAAACCUGAAUUGUAUCUGCUUGGGACUUAAAGGAAUUAAAUAUUAUGAGAAGAACAAGCGAGUGAGUACAAGACAAAUCCUAACACGUGCCGAGGUCAUUGAGCACACUGACGGUCCUAACACGUGCCGAGGUCAUUGAGCACUUGAGAGCGCUGACCUGACAGAGUGGUGAGUGUAGCAGUUGUGUUGUCAAAGCCGUGGAAGAACCCAUGUUCUUGAUGUACCCAUUGAUCACGGAUUAUCCUUUCUAUAGUCUGUUGUCUUUGACAGCAUCUUAGUGUUAUCUGCCAGCCUCUCAGUCUAGGGUGUUCAUACUUCACUACAAAGUAUUCAGUACUUGACUGAUACUAAGUUAUCUUCUUCCUUUCCUCUUCUGCUUCAAUUUGACAUUUCCUGUUGACACCUCACUGUCAGGAGUCAAAGUCUGGAAAUACAUUUAUACAUGGGUUGGGCAACUGGUCACACUGUAAGCCGGCUUUUGGUUUUUUGUGCUGGGAAUUUAGCCGAGGGCCCUAUUCACUCCAGGGCAAGUGCUGUACCACUGAACUCACGCCAGCAAACCAAGUCCUCUCAAGUACAAACAUGUUUGAAACUGCGUUCUCAUUAAUAAAACUAAACACUUUCCUGUUUAACAAGAUUGUCUUACCCUUUGAGGGGUUGUCUUUGAGGGGUCGUCUCUUAAAAUAAAAACCUGUAGACUGCUUCUAACCAUUGCAAAUACCCAAAAGAGAAGGAAACACACGCACACGCACACGCACACGCACACACACCAGAAACAGAAGUCAGAGUAUCUAAAAAAAAUGGGGGAAAGGUGAUUUUAAAAAAGGGAAGCACUAGAGAUGCCAGAUGCUACAGAAAUAUUAAUUGUACUGUGAGAGACUUUUUUUAAAUCUUGGCUUAUUUUCUUAAAUUUGUCUUGCACAGGUUUCAUCUUGUGCUGGUGAGUGAGUUUUUAGACCUAGAACUCUCCCAUUUGCAACGUGAAUGUAGCAGUCAUGUUAGAGACCAAAAGUACUGUGGCUUGUUGACUGUUAACCCUGAUUACUGCCAGAAAAUGGGGAAUUGGCUUGGAAAAACAUACACAUUUUUUGGUUUUGCCUUGUUUUAAAGGCGAUACAUAUUGUAAUGGUGUAAAAAGUUUGCUACUGGACCUAGCUCCAGCAGCAGAACGUGGGGCUAGAUUGCACAAGACCCUGCCUGACUUCAGUCCAGAUUCUGUCUGCCUGCUUGCCUGACUGUCUCUGUCUGUCUGUCUCUGUCUCUCUGUCUCUCUCUCACACACACGUACACUCAGUCACAGAUGGACAGACACACAUGUUGCUGUAGUAGUUUCUUUCUGUUGAUGAAGUUUGCUUAAGUCAAUCACCUAGAAAAAUGCAACACUGAAAUGGAGAAGUCUACAUUCAACUUCAAGGAAAUAGGAACCUUUUUUCUUUUCCAGAGUAAAAAAAUAAGAAAGCCAGGAUGGUGGCACACGCCCAUAAUCCCAACACCAGGCUAAGGUAGCAGGAUCAUAAGUUUGACAUCAGAUGAGGCAACGUAGAAAAUGCAAAGCCAGUCUGUCUCAAAAAACAAAACAAAAAUUACACCAGUACAGAACAAUAUACAGUGUUUUAAAUAUAUUCUAUGUAAGUGUUUAGUGAAUAAGUUUCUAAGUGUCCUAACAUCUACUAGCUUCUUGUUAAUGUACAUAAAAGUAGAUUAUAAGACCAAGUCACCUGCCAUGUGUGGCAAUUUUAAUUCAGAGGUAACUUAUACCUGUAAUUCUAGCACUUGAAAAGCUGGGAUAAGAGGAUGCCCACAAGGUUAGGACCAACUAUUCAUGGCUACAUGGUGAGAUUCUGUCUUCACCUUAGUACUCUAAUAAUGUUUCAGUUGUUCAGUAUUCACACAUGUGCAGUGGGCAGUGCAGGUGGAGAACAUUCCUUCAAUGCAGAAAACUGCGCCAGAAAAAGGAAAGAAAACAGAGGCUGUCGGUCAACUUACAAGUCAUCUAAGGAGCAGUUGCUAAAGGGUUUAACAGUCGAAAAGUGUUUCUUUCUUAGAAUUUGUGCCAUCCUUUUUGGCCUUGGAACAAAUCAAAGACCUAUAUUGUUGAGUUUUUUAAUAUACUCUUCCUUACACAAAUUGUCAAUGCUUUAUCAACUGAUAUAGUUAAAUCAUUUCUUAAUAUCUUCAGGCAUUUCUCCCUUUUAUACUUUUUUAAUUGCUUAUAUUAGUUUUCAUCAAGCAGAAACUGAUAAAUGUUUAACUUAUUCUCAAAAUUAGCAAACAUCAUAGCCUUAGGUUAUUUAAAUCUGUAUCUCAAUAUUUCAUGAAAGUUACCUUUUGUUUCUGCCUUACACGCUUUAAAUUCAUGUUUGACUGUCUUCCACUUCAAAGGUACAGUUAGGGCCGAAUGAUUUGGUUUUUGGUUUUCUUCCUGGUUCCCUGCACUUGCCUGCUUGUGACUAGAUGAUGAAAACAUGGGAAAUCUGAACUUGUUUUCCUUCCCUGUACUAAAGUACUUCAUCUAACUUAAAGGAUUAUGUUGCUGUAUCUGAAUUUCUCAACUCAAACUAUGAGACUUGUUUUAAAUGUAUGUGGCUGCGUUGGUUUGUUUUUGUUGUUUUCUGGAGUUGGCAGUAAUGGAGAUCCAACCUAAGGCCUUGCAUAUUAGAGUACUUCAGUAAUCACACUUUUUUUUUUUUUUUAGACAGGGUCUCACUUUUAGCCUUGGCUGGCCUGGAACUCACAGAGUUCCACCAGCCUCACCUCCUGAGCGCUGGGGUUAAAGGUGUGCACCACAACUCCUGACAUGAGUUGUAAUUCUGUUGAGUCAGACUAACACUUAGUGACACCUUUCCUGCUAAGAGGUCACAGUGCUCUCCUCCUGUUUUAAACUUGAUAAUGAGGUACUUGUUAAUUUCUAAACAAGUUAUGAAAGUAUUACUGUGAUUCAAGUACAGCUGAGCAAAUGAUAUGUGUGCAUUUAGUUUAUUGUUUUCAUGGAAGCCUAAUUGAAUAUGUAUUCUACAAAGACUCACUGAUUAAGGAUAAUUUUCAGUAUGCUCUAAGUAAGUAACAUUUUAGUACAAAUGUAGGAAAUGACUGUACACAGAGAUCUGGCACUUAAUUUUCAUAAGAGUUUGUUUUUUAAUGGCUUUAGUUACUUACAAUUGAAAUCCACUAAAAUAUUGUCAUCCCUGAUUUUGGCAUUUAUAGAUUCUAUAAAUCAUAGUACCUUGUACUCUGAGAAAUAAUUUCCAGAUGUUUUACAGUUAUCUCAUUCUGAGAGUUGCCUACCAUUAUAACCCCAUCUUUUAUUAUGUAAUGGGUAGCAAAAGUCAAACAUGCUUAAUAAUCUGCCUCAUUUGGAUUAAGAAAUUCAAAAUACCAAAAAUACAAAGCUAGGAAGACAUUUGUUUCCCUAUGGUAUUUUUUUUUUCACUUUUUCAGAUGAGCUGGAAAACACCUAAGUAUCUUGAAGUUGGAGUUGUGCUGACCACAGCCCCAUGUGUAAGGCCUUGCUCUCGAGUCUUGAGUAUUACUGACUGCCCUUUAUGUUAUAGUUGAUGUAGCGGGUGAUUUUCCGCAUCCUUGUGUUCUACCAUCUAAGAGGGAUUUUUAGUUAUAGUCCCACUCUGGAUGACUAUUGAACUUAUAGUAGUUUUAUUCUUUGUCAUCAUAAUCCAAAAAUGAUGUCCACUUUAAGAUCAUUUUUAACAACAUUAUAUACAUAAUGGUGGUCAAGACUUUUUCCUUCUGUUUACCAGGUUUCCAGUUAUGUACUUUGUCUUAAAAUUGACAAGUUUUCCCACUGUUUUGCUGGGGUAAAUGACUUGUUAGAGAUGUCUCCUUCAGUUAGAAAUUUUAACUAAAGUCACAACAACAAAGUUCUAAGAAACCUUCAUAAGGUAGGGUUUUUUUUUUUAAUCUUACAUUUCCUUUUAGUUUAUUUUGAUUUUAUGACUGCCAACUUGUUAUAUAUGAGUGUUUAUAUAUGCAUAUAAUAUAUGUAUAUGAAAAAAGUUAAGAUUUGGUCAAACUAUAUUUUCCCAUUCAAGUACAAAAAAAAUGUUUUCAAGGCUGCAAAAAGUGUACAGUUGUUAAACAAGUUGUAAAUAAAGACUUGUAUAAAAAUCGA
Molecule: messenger RNA, 13571 nt
Organism: Peromyscus californicus insignis
Lineage: Eukaryota; Metazoa; Chordata; Mammalia; Rodentia; Cricetidae
Gene: Hook3
Product: hook microtubule tethering protein 3
Exons: 22
Coding region: 218-2374 (718 amino acids)
Biological process (GO): cytoskeleton-dependent intracellular transport; cytoplasmic microtubule organization
Cellular component (GO): centrosome; cytoplasm
Molecular function (GO): dynein light intermediate chain binding; microtubule binding
Source: RefSeq, a predicted model, not a curated record